This is a messenger RNA of Haemorhous mexicanus (house finch), 4345 nucleotides long. It is a transcript of the gene CCDC12, whose product is annotated as coiled-coil domain containing 12. The transcript has 3 exons. Lineage: Eukaryota; Metazoa; Chordata; Aves; Passeriformes; Fringillidae. The coding region runs from base 2207 to 3397 and encodes 396 amino acids. Gene Ontology annotation, cellular component: post-mRNA release spliceosomal complex; U2-type spliceosomal complex. The record is from RefSeq and is a predicted model, not a curated record.
GGAGCAGGAGGCGCUGAAGCGGCGGGAGCGGCUGAAGGCCCUGAGGCAGCGCACGCUGCAGAGCAAGGAGAGUGGAGAACCUGAACCCAAAAUUCCCAGAGAAGAUGAGGAAGAGGAGCCAGUCAAGCACAGCCCUGCAAGCCGUGCUCUUCUCCCUGGAAUUCCAGCUGUGAUGCCUGAUCCAAACUCUGGGAAUUCUCUCUGGAGCUGUGAAAACUUGGAUCCUUUGGAUUUUUGUGCGGACCAGGAAGCGGAGCCGCUGCUCCACCUUUCCCAGGAAAAGGGUGUGGGAGGAUUUCGGCCUUUCCGCCUCAUUCCCGCGGGGUAAAGCUCUGGAUUUGGGAAUCAGGGACCUGCUGGAGCCUGGAAUUCCCAUCCCACAGCUCUGAACCUUGGAAUUGGGCUCCUUGUGCCAAUACAACUCAUCAGAGGUGGGAAAAGUGGAGCUAAAAACCCAAGGAAAAGCUUGGAGAGGGACGGGACAAAAAUAAUCCUCAAUUUCCCGGCUUUAGGAGAGAUGAAUCCACAGGGAGCCCUGCCCUUGGACACGGAGUUAUCCUUGGAAGUUGCAGCUCCUGGUCUGGGGGAGGAGCGGGCUUGGGAAACCCGAUCUCCCUGAGGAAUUCCUCCCUCUGGAAUGUCACCAGACAGGUCCGGAGCGCUUUUGUUUGUUAAUCCCUGCCUCAAAAUCCCUCGGGAUUCUGCUCCAGAGGGGGUUGGGCUCGCCAGGAGAAUCCAGGACCUGAUUUCCUUCAUCCCGGGGCACGGGGCAUGGAAAUCUCAGGGAAGGGGUUUAGGACAAGGAAAAGAAUGGAAAAAAAAUCAGGAUUGAAUGUGGGAGGUGGGAGCUGAGCUGGGGACCCGGGCAGGGUUUGAUUGACACUUCCCGGGAUCUGCUCCCGCUUGGACACGGACAUGGAGCAUCCCAGGGAUCCCUUCCCAUCGGGAAUGUGCUCAGGAAAAGGAGUGGGAAUGGGCCAAGCUGGGAAUUGCCACAUUUUGCUCCAAACUGGAAAAGGGAAAACAGGGAUUGGGUCCACCUGGAAGCUGAGAGCACCGGGAUCCAGGCUGGGAACAUUCCUGAGCUGGCUCCAUCCUGAAGGUUCUGAUCCCUGUUUUGGGCCCUCCUCCCUCUGGAGCUGGAGGAUUUUCCCUCAGGAUGGAGCUGAUCCAUGCCUAGGGCAGGAUCCAUGGAGCUUCCAGUGAUCCCAAGCUCUGGGUGAUCCCGGAUUUUCCCUGGGAUCAGGAUGAGCCUCCAGAGGUGACACCGUGCUCCUUCCAGCCCUUGGCUCUUCCCAGCGCUCUGCUCUUUUCCAGGAAUCAUUCCUGGGAAUUCAUCCACCCCACCAUGUUUUGGGCAUGGAUUUCUGGGUGCUCAGACAUCCAGCUGCCCAUCCUGGGGGAGAAUUCCUGGGAAUGGGAGCAUGUCUGGAGCAUCUUUCUGCUCCCAGUCUUUGCGCUGGCUCCGUGCUGGGACUGUGGAUCUGAUCCCUGGAAUUCCAGCAGUUAUCCCAGGUGUUAUCCCGUGGCCAUCUCGGUGCUCCCAAGGUGCCUCCAGGGCUCCUUUGGGUUGAACCUCAAGGGUGGAAGUUGGGUUUGGAUCCAUCCCAGCGUGGAGGAGCCGCAGGAAAACAUGGAUGAGGUUUGUCCUCGUUCCAGCGUUGGUGUUCCCGGCACGGCUGGGGUGGGAAUGGUUUGGAAUAUCAUCCAGCUCCAGCAGGAUCCCACGCUCCACAUGGAAUACCAGCUUUGUCCAGUUUGAUUCAUGGAUAUUGAAAUUCCCAGUGUCCACCUGGAAAAGCUCAGGUGCUUGGGAAAGCACGGUGGGAAUCCUGGUGGAUUUGGGAUCUCCUCCAGCUCUCCUGGAACACCUGGAUGUCUCCCAAUCCUUGCUCCAGCAGGGAGCACGUCCUGGAAAAACAACCGGCCUGGCAAGUUUGGUGUAGAGAGGAGUGGGAUUUUUUGGGAUUCAUUCCUUCUGGAGCCACUCUGGGAACAGGACGGGCUUGGACACGCUUGGGCAGGAGCAGCUUUUCCAGGGAAGAGCUUUUCCUCAGGGAGCGUUCUCCUGGAUCUCUGCCUGUUCCUCCUUUGGUGCCUUGGGUGAGGAGUCCGGGAACGUCGGCAGCACCUGCUGGAGUCAAUCCAGAGGAUCCCAUGGAGCUGCUCCCAGGGCUGGAACCCCUCUGCUCUAGGAAAACUGGGAAUGUCCACCUGGAGAAGGGAAAGAUCCAGGGAGAGCUCAGAGCCCUGCCAGGGCCUGCAGGGGCUCCAGGAGAGCUGGAGAGGGACUGGGGACAAGGGAUGGAGGGACAGGACACAGGGAAUGGCUCCCACUGCCAGAGGGCAGGGAUGGGUGGGAGAUUGGGAAUUGGGAAUUCCUGGCUGGGAUGGAAUUCCCAGAGCAGCUGUGGCUGCCCCUGGAUCCCUGGCAGUGUCCAAGGCCAGGCUGGAUCUCCCUGGGACAGUGGGAGGUGUCCCUGCCCAUGGAAUGGGAUGGAAUGGGAUCACCCUUCAGAUCCCACCCAGCCCAUUCCAGGAUGAUUCCAUGAUCUCCAUACAUUUUUCCUGCUGUUCCCUGGAGGUGAAAGCCUCAUCCUCAUGGAGUGGGAUGGGGAAGCUGCUGCUGAAGCAGCUCCAAGUGACUUUUGGGAAUAACGGCAGGAGCAAGGAACCUGUGGCACCGGAAGAAGUCCCUGCUCCAGCUUUUCAGGGCACAGCCAUUCCAGGUGCUCCUGCCACAAGGAUUUUGGCAGCCGGGAGGCUUGGAAGAAUCUGUGGAAUUGUUUGUUCCAUAAAAGCCUUGGGGUGGAACAGUGAAGCACAAGCCAAGCUCGGAGGGGCCUGGUUUCCAUCGGGAACACUCCGGGCAUUCCGCGCAUUCCCGGCGUGCCGGUGCCAAGGGCCUCCUCCCAAAAAAGCUGGGAUCCCUCCUGCUUCCCCAGCCAGGAGCUCUGGGCCUGAGGGAAACAUGGAUUUGGGAUAUUCCCCACCCAAUCCAGGGAAUGUGCCACCCCUGGCAGUGUCCAUUGCUUCCCUCUGGAAUGCUGCACUCCCCAAAUCCUCCCAAUUCUUUUCUGGGAGGGAAUUCCUGGCUGGGAGGGUGGGGAGGGGCUGGGAUGGAAUUCCCAGAGAAGCUGCGGAUGCCCCUGGAUCCCUAGAAGUGUCCAAGGAUGGGGCUUGGAGCACCCUGGGAUCAUGGAAGCUGUCCCUGCCCAUGGCCCUGAUCCCAAGGGUCACUUCCAUUCUGGAAUUCCAUAAUUUACCUCAGGAACACAUCCCAGUGUUCCCAGCAUUCCCAGGGAGUGGCUCAGACUCUUGGCCAGGAGAUUCCCGUGCUGGAGCAGGAAUGGGAAGGGGUGAGAAGGGUUUGGAUUUUCCACCUGUGCUCUGGUGACUUCCAAGGUUGGAUUUUUGGUGCUUUCCAUAAAAACCUGGUCCUCUGCUUCCCAGCCUUCCCAGCUCCUCUUGGAGCCUUAAUCCUGAUUAAUCCCAUCCUUGGAGGUUAAUGAGCUUCACCUCCCUCAUUAUCCCUGUGGGCUGAGCUUUUCCAUGGAUCCUGCAGCCUCUGGAGUGUCCUGGAGCUGGGAUGAACUCCUGCAAACUGGAUUUUCCAGGGUUGUGGCUUUGGGAGUUCCUCUUGAGGCUUCCAGGGUUUGGCUCCAGUGAGGAAUCACUCGUGGGAAGGAGGGUGUCCAAUUACAGCCCAAAUUAGAUGGGAAUAUCCUGGGAUUGUGGCUCAGUCCUGACUCCUGAGCUUCCCUGGAGGAGAUGAAAACAUGGAAAAGCUUCCAGGUAGUGUUUGGGUCCUCAUUCCCUCAGCCCCACCAUCCAUUUAUUCCAGAACCGGGAUUUGCUCCCUGAUUUUAGCACUUCCAGAAAUGUUUGGAUAACCACCUCAUAUCCUAAAUAAUCCUUUUCCCCCCUGUCUUUCCCUGAAAGAUGUUUUUCCAUGAUUUUGGAUGUUCCUUGGGGUCUCCAUCUGGAGUAUCCCAGUUUUUAGACCCAAAAGGUUGGAGCCAGGUGGGAAUUGGGUUCUCCCAGGGAACAGGGACAGGACAGGAGGGAACGGCCUCAGGUUGUGCCAGGGGAGGCUCAGGCUGGAUAUUGGGAAUGUUCCUUGUGGAAUGGGGAAUGGGAGUCCCCAUUCCCGGUAGGAUUUAAAAGCCGUGGAUGUGGCUGUUGGGGGCACGGAUCCCUGGUGGCCUCGGCUGGAUUUGAUGACCUUGGAGGCUUUUCCAACCUCAGCAAUUCCAUGAUUUCAGCUGCCUCUGGCUCCUGCUUCCUGCUUUUCCUGAGUGCCCACUGGGCCAUCCCAGACUUUUCUCACUGCUCUUCCCGCUUU